AUGAAUCGUAGCUCUCGCGGCCCGCAGGUAAGAAACGUUGGCGUGCGAAAGCGCGGCGAGGCCGAGGGGAGUAGGGGCGCUAGUCCCAAACGGAGAUGCUACGAUGCAGGAGGGCGCCGUGCAAGUAAGAUGGUACGGAGUCGUAUCGUCUCGACAGAGCCGCUGGAUCGAUUCCUAUUGAAUGGCUUAUGGAUCUCGUGCUCCUCUAGAUGUAAGGCAGGGCUCGGAGGGCCAGAGGAGGGCAAAACACUGCGUGCGCGUUGGCGGGGGCGGGGGCGGGAGCCCGGCGGCUGA
Molecule: messenger RNA, 294 nt
Organism: Colletotrichum abscissum
Lineage: Eukaryota; Fungi; Ascomycota; Sordariomycetes; Glomerellales; Glomerellaceae
Exons: 1
Coding region: 1-294 (97 amino acids)
Source: RefSeq, a predicted model, not a curated record